Molecule: messenger RNA, 1245 nt
Organism: Cylicocyclus nassatus
Lineage: Eukaryota; Metazoa; Nematoda; Chromadorea; Rhabditida; Strongylidae
Source: the annotation of a GenBank genome assembly
AUGCUGAACAGUAUAUUUUUCAUAGCCGUCGCCGUUCUUCAGCAUAUUAGCGGCUACCAAGGACCAUCCAACAGGCUGACUCGGCAUCUUCUGGAACAGCAUGAGAGAUCUGCACCGCCUGACGGUGUAGUGAACAUAACGCACGAGAUGGAACUCGUUCAUAUAAUUAGCAUAGACGAAGUAAGACAGGUCAUACGAGUCUUAGUCUACGUUGUUGAACAAUGGGAUGAUCCAACACUCAGCUGGGAUCCAACCAACUUUUCUGGCCUUCGUUUUACUUGGUUACCAGAGGAUUCGAUAUGGAUUCCAGACAUUAUAGUGUUCAACAUGCUGAAUCAUCAAGAGCUUCUACAAUCCGUACGUUCUCCAGUUCGUAUCGAGUUCAAUGGACGAGUCACAUUUUCAUAUCCUGCCAUCUACUCAGUAAUGUGUAGGAUAAACGUGGCGAAGUUCCCUUUUGAUACGCAAAAAUGCGAUCUCCGAAUAGCAUCAUGGGGUUACGGAGAGGAAAAAAUUUUGCUAAAUGCCAGCAGCAAGCCAUUUUUGCAACACUAUGCUGCAAAUGAAGAGUGGGCACUACAGGAGGUCGGGAUCACUCAGGACCACUAUGAUCAUGAGGGAACAGUCGUGAGCGAAGCGAAAUACAUUGUAUCCAUUUCCAGGAAACCAUUCUACUAUCUAGUCAGCCUCGUACUGCCAAGCUACAUCAUAUGUAUGCUUUCAGUAGGAGGACUAUUUGCGAGAUUUUCUACAAAACAUGAACGACAGGAAAGAUUCACGUUGGGAGUUACAGCAAUACUCAGUAUGGCGGUACUUUCGCUUGUAGUGACGGAGAAAGUGCCACAUAGCUCAGAAGAAGUUCCUUUGCUAAUUGUCUACUUUCACUUCAACAUCGUCAUGGUCACGUUGGCUACUACAAUCACGUCUGCAGUGAUGAGAGUACAUUCAAAAGGAUUUUCCAGUCGAUUACUACCACCACCAAUGUGGCUGCUACGAUACUUGUAUAUCCGUCGAGCUCAAUUUACUUCAAUUCCUAAUGGGAACUCCGCCAAUGCCAAGAGAGUGAUGAUAGCGGAGCAGUGGGGUGCGGUAUCUCGAAGGAUGGACCACUUACUGGCGCUGUUCUUUCUCGCAACCGUCUCCGCUCCUACGAUGUAUCUAUUUCUACUCUGCUUCUCCAUGGAUAACAGUGCUCAGGAGAGAGCAUUACUGAACGGAGCUCGAGAAGCCACGGCUAAAUUUUGA